Messenger RNA from Pseudovirgaria hyperparasitica, 600 nucleotides. RefSeq lists its product as uncharacterized. The record is from RefSeq and is a predicted model, not a curated record. Lineage: Eukaryota; Fungi; Ascomycota; Dothideomycetes; Acrospermales; Acrospermaceae. The coding region runs from base 348 to 527 and encodes 59 amino acids. The transcript has a single exon.
CGCAUCAUUCCUUACCACACCAUUAAUUCCCUAUCCCUAUUAAUUACCCAACCAUCCAUCGAAUACAUCCCUUCCCAUUCUUUCGCUUCCUCCUAUCCUCCUUCCAUGCCUCUAUACUUCUUUCCUUUCUGCCGUUGUUAUAUUAGAUUACAUUGUAGUUGUCUCCUUGCUCGUACGUCGUAUCUUACGCUGUUGUAUCGUGUCCUAUCGUGUCCUAUCGUGUCCAUCGUAUCAUCUCCUGUGUUCCGCCCGUGAGAUAGACGGUGGGUGGGUGUCAUUUCCGGGCUUCUUCGUUCGCGGGUGCGGUCGGAUCUAGGGACGGAGAGGUGGUGGAGGGGUGUUUCGAGAUGCGUGCGUGCGAUGGUGAUGGUGGUGGUGGUGGUGGUGGUGGUGAUGGUAAUGCUAUACUGUGUUUCGUGGUAGUAGGCUGGUUGGCUGGCUGUAUACCGACACCUCGACACCUCGACACCUCACUUCAUAGAUCACGUAUACCAAUAAUUAAAUCCACACAGCAGAAUCGUGUGUAAUAUCUAACCAAACACCAUCCUCGCGUACCGUUUUGGUAGAGACCAGGUCGCAAUUUCAACUCUGCAGAUACAG